AUGAAAGAAGUGGUUGUCGAUAUAGCCCCUAAAUGUAUCAAGGGUUUAGAGUUCGGGGCCUUAUCUGCCAAGGAUAUUGUUGCCCAAUCUGAAGUCGAGAUCCAGACCCGUGAUUUGUACGAUCUAGAAAAGGGUAGAACACCAAAGGAACAUGGUGCAUUGGAUACAAGAAUGGGUAUUUCAUCAAACGCCCAAGAGUGUUCAACAUGUCAUGGUAAUUUAGCUUCAUGUCAUGGUCAUUUUGGUCAUAUUAGGUUGGCUUUGCCUGUAUUCCAUGUGGGAUAUUUUAAGAGUAUCAUUUCUGUCUUGCAGUGUAUUUGUAAAAACUGUGCUGCCGUAUUAUUAGACGAACCAACAAAGAGACGAUUUUUGAAUGAUUUGAGAAGACCAAACAUUGAUAAUUUGAGACGUAUGAAGAUUUUGAAACAAGUUAUUGAACAAUGUAAAAAGCAAAGAAGAUGUCUCAAAUGUAACCAUGUUAACGGGGUAGUUAAGAAAGCUGCCAGUGGUGCUGGUCCAGCUGCGUUGAAGAUUGUCCAUGACACUUUCAGAUGGAUUGGUAAAAAAGACACUCCAGAAAAGAAUGCUUGGGAUGAUGAUUUAGAGAAAGUUUUUCAAAGAAACCCCGAGUUGUCCAAGUUUGUUAAGAGGAUUCAUGAUGAUUUGAACCCGUUGAAGACAUUGAAUUUAUUCAAACAGAUUACUCCCCUGGAUUGUGAAUUGUUUGGGUUGGAUCCUGCCAAAGGAGGUAGACCAGAAAUGUAUAUUUGGAGAUAUUUGCCAGCACCACCUGUUUGUAUCAGACCAUCUGUUAUGAUGGAUGCUCAAUCCAACGAAGAUGAUUUGACUGUGAAGUUAACUGAAAUUGUCUGGACCUCCUCUAUGAUCAAGGCGGGGAUUUUAAAGGGUAUUUCCAUCAACAACUUAAUGGAACAAUGGGAUUACAUGCAAUUAUCUGUUGCCAUGUAUAUCAACUCCGAUUCUGCCAACCCUGCAUUGCUGGCAGGUGGUGGUGGUGCUAAGGCCUCCAAACCUAUCCGUGCAUUUUGUCAAAGAUUAAAGGGUAAACAAGGUCGUUUUAGAGGUAACUUGUCUGGUAAGAGAGUUGAUUUUUCCGGUAGAACUGUCAUUUCCCCCGAUCCGAACUUGAAGAUUGACGAAGUUGCUGUUCCCGAUAGAGUGGCAAAAGUGUUGACAUAUCCUGAAAAGUGUACUCGAUACAACAGAAAGAAAUUACAACGUUUGGUGUACAAUGGUCCAGAUACUUAUCCUGGUGCAAACUAUGUCGCUAAACAAAACGAACCAGGUAAGAGAAACUUGCGUUUCGGUGACCGUGCUAAACUUGCAAAGAAUUUGCAAAUAGGUGAUGUUGUUGAACGUCAUAUUGAAGAUGGUGAUGUUGUUUUGUUCAAUAGACAGCCUUCGUUGCAUAGAUUGUCGAUCUUGUCCCAUUAUGCCAAAGUUCGUCCUUGGAGAACCUUCCGUUUGAACGAAUGUGUUUGUACUCCAUAUAAUGCCGAUUUUGAUGGUGAUGAAAUGAACUUGCAUGUUCCACAAACUGAAGAAGCUAGAGCCGAAGCAAUUAAUUUGAUGGGGGUUAAAAACAAUUUGUUGACACCUAAAUCUGGUGAACCAAUUAUUGCUGCCACACAAGAUUUCAUCACUGGUUCCUAUUUGAUUUCGCACAAGGACUCGUUCUUUGAUCGUGCAUCGUUGCUGCAGUUGUUGAGUAUGAUGUCUGAUGCCAAUAUCCAGUUUGAUAUUCCUCCACCGGCCAUCUUUAAGCCAGUCAUGUUGUGGACUGGUAAGCAAGUUUUCUCUUUGUUGAUUAAACCAAACAAACAGUCCAAAGUUGUUAUCAAUCUUGAUGCCAAGAACAAAACCUUCCAUCCACCAGCCAAAGGUUUACCUAAUGAGAUGUCUCCUAACGAUGGGUUUGUUGUUAUUAGAGGUUCUCAAAUCUUGAGUGGGUUGAUGGACAAGUCUACAUUGGGUGAUGGUAAAAAGCAUUCUGUUUUCUAUACUAUUCUUCGAGAUUAUGGUCCACAAGAAGCCGCCAAUGCCAUGAACAGAAUGGCCAAAAUGUGUGCCAGAUAUUUGGGUAACAGAGGGUUCUCUAUUGGUAUCAAUGAUGUUACUCCUGCUGAUGAGUUGAAACAAAAGAAAGAAUUGAUGGUUGAACAAGCAUAUCUCAAGUGUGAUCAAUUGAUUGACUUGUAUAACCGUGGUAAAUUGGAAACCCAACCAGGUUGUAACGAAGAACAGACUUUGGAAGCCAAGAUUGGUGGUUUGUUGUCAAAGGUUAGAGAAGAAGUUGGGGAAGUUUGUAUUAGAGAAUUGGACUCAUUGAAUGCUCCGUUGAUCAUGGCAACCUGUGGUUCUAAAGGUUCUACUUUGAAUGUGUCACAAAUGGUGGCGGUUGUCGGUCAACAAAUUAUUUCCGGUCAUCGUGUCCCAGAUGGGUUCCAGGAUAGAUCGUUACCUCAUUUUACCAAAAAUUCCAAAACUCCACAAUCCAAGGGGUUUGUUAGAAACUCGUUCUUUAGUGGAUUGACACCACCAGAGUUCCUUUUCCAUGCUAUUUCUGGUAGAGAAGGGUUGGUUGAUACUGCUGUCAAGACAGCUGAAACCGGUUACAUGUCAAGAAGAUUGAUGAAGAGUUUGGAAGAUUUGUCUACCCAAUAUGAUAACACAGUGCGUAAUUCAUCUAAUGGUAUUGUUCAAUUCACCUAUGGUGGUGAUGGUUUGGAUCCUUAUGAUAUGGAAGGUGAUGCCAGACCGGUCAAUUUCAACAGACAAUGGGAUCAUUCCUUCAACUUGACCUAUAAUGUUGAUGAUAAAGGAUUGUUGCCAUACCAAAUCAGUGAGUUGGUUGACUCGAAAUUGUCUCCACUUGAGACGGGUAAUAAUGCGGAAACUGAGUUUUACAAGUCUAUAAAAGAAUUUAUUGCCAAAAAGUCGGACAGAUUAGGUAGACUUAGAGAGGAUAGAGGUUUGAAGGCGUUUGUAACUGCUGGAGAUAUGGAGGUGGAUGAAGAUCCAGCUGUUGUUAACUCGGUUAAUCAAAUACUUAAGAUUUCUCAAAAGACUAUUGAAAAAUUCCUUGAACAGUGUCUUUACAAGUACUCCCGUGCCAAGGUCGAACCAGGUACAGCUGUGGGAGCUAUUGGUGCACAAUCUAUUGGUGAGCCAGGUACACAAAUGACAUUAAAGACUUUCCAUUUUGCUGGUGUGGCGUCGAUGAAUGUCACAUUGGGGGUUCCUCGUAUUAAAGAAAUUAUUAAUGCUUCUAAAGUUAUUUCUACUCCUAUUAUUAACUCUGUGUUGGUGAAUGACGAAGAUGAGAUUGCUGCACGUGUUGCCAAAGGACGUAUCGAGAAGACUCUUUUGGAAGAUGUUGCAUUUUACAUCGAAGAUGUGUAUAAAGAUAACCUUUGUUAUUUGUCGAUCAAGAUUGAUUUGGAAACUAUUGACGAA
Messenger RNA from Candida tropicalis MYA-3404, 3477 nucleotides. It is a transcript of the gene RPO21, whose product is annotated as DNA-directed RNA polymerase II subunit RPB1. The record is from RefSeq and is a predicted model, not a curated record. Gene Ontology annotation, biological process: DNA-templated transcription. The annotation marks the transcript as partial. Gene Ontology annotation, molecular function: DNA binding; DNA-directed RNA polymerase activity. Lineage: Eukaryota; Fungi; Ascomycota; Pichiomycetes; Serinales; Debaryomycetaceae. The transcript has a single exon.